AUGGCUCCUAAAAAUAAAAAGGGACAAAAAGUCCUCUUGACCGACUUCUUGGCCGAUACUUCUACCGGCCGAUCAUGGGCUGACGAGAUGGAUGAACUCCCGACCGCUCCCGCACCCAGAGAUCCCAACGAACCCCAGAACUCCGGACUUGGCGGAUCACAUCUCAGUCGUGGCGAUGGCAACCGAUACGGCGAUCGAGACCAAUAUCGCAGAGGGGGCGAUCGAGACGGCAUGGAGAGACCCAACCGAGUCGAGGUGCCCAUACCCGACAAGCCACCGUACAAUGCGUUUGUUGGAAACCUCAGCUGGGAAAUUGGAACCACCGAGCUGGAGGAAUUCUUUGGACCCUCUCAUAUCACUUCGAUCCGACUGAUCACAGAUAGUGCGACUGGUAAACCUAAAGGCUAUGGUUAUAUCGAAUUUGAUGACAGGGAUGCACUAGUGGCAGCUACAGACAAAUCAGGUCGUGAGCUGGGCGGUAGACCGGUCCGAGUUAGUGUUGCUGAACCACCAAAAGAGCGCGAAGAUCGCACCGGAGGCGCCUGGCGACGAGAGGGACCGCUCCCCACAUUUGAUGACAAUCGUCGCACUCGGCAUUCCUCCCAUCAGGAACGCUCAAGUAUUGACGAUGUAGAUCGAGGCGAACGAAUGGGAUUUGGAUCGAAUGUCAGCAACUGGAGAAGAGCGAAACCAGUUGAGCCUGAGGCUUCUCCUAAAGUCCCACCAACUGCCCCACCCACCCGCCGCAAGCUCGAACUUUCGGCUAGAACUGUGACUUCAUCGGAUGGAACUCUAACACCCCCUGCAUCUCUUGCCACGAAUAAGCCAUCUCCUUUUGGAGCGGCGAAACCCAUCGACACCACCGAGCGAGAAAAGGCGAUCCAAGAAAAACUGGAUCGGGAGCGCGCCGAGUUGGCCGCAGGUAACGCCAAGAAACCAACUACGAACCCGGAUGAGAAAGCGGCACCUGAGGUCGAGUCCAAAGUACCUUCCGUUGCCACUACCGCUGCCCCUAAAGCACCCAAGCCCAACCCGUUCGGAGCUGCCAAGCCGGUGGAUACUCUACAAAAAGAAUUAGAAGUUGAACAGAAGCUUGAAAAAGAGAAGGCUCUUCUGGAAGAAAAGCUGAAGAAGGAAGCGCAAGAGGCCAAAUCGGUCCCUUCAUCAAUUUCUACCAACAUCCGAGGUCCCCCCCACGCCACUGCUCCUGAAAGUUCUACCACCACCACUGCUGCCAACCACCAUCUGAUGGGCGAGCUGUUCGCCGUUGCCGUUGAAAGAACGGUAACCAUCAUGUGA
Puccinia triticina is the source of this 1299-nucleotide messenger RNA. RefSeq lists its product as uncharacterized. Lineage: Eukaryota; Fungi; Basidiomycota; Pucciniomycetes; Pucciniales; Pucciniaceae. Bases 1 to 1299 code for a protein of 432 amino acids. The transcript is spliced from 8 exons. The record is from RefSeq and is a predicted model, not a curated record. Gene Ontology annotation, molecular function: RNA binding.